AGAUUGUGUUUAGAUUAGCACCUUUCGCUGAGCUUCGUGGAUUGAUGUGGGACUGUCGACAUGCACAUCCUGGGUACAAAGCCCUUUUUAUUCAUCUUCUAAUGUUUGUGCUGUUGCCUGGCAUUGGCUGCGUCAUACAGGAGUUCCAGGGAAGCUGGCUGUGUCUCCUGGGAGACCUGUCAGUGUGUCCCGCUUUGUUGGGGUCCCAGUAUUCAGCUGUUCCUGCCAGACUGAAUUACAAACUAAUGCUAACGGCAUUACCUGUUAAUGUUGCGUUUAUCCACUCUCGGAUGACUGUAGCGUCAGACUCCAGAAUCUUUGGACAUUUGCGAUUGCCCUACAAGCAUUUGAUUUGCAAUUUGACGUGUUUUACAGGCGGUGUCUCCAUAGCAUCUGUUAAAUCAGUCCUUUUUUGCCAACUCUUCUGCAUUUUCUGUGGUCGACUUUUGUGUGCUUAAAAAGUCUCAUCUCAAUUUCCCACCAGGGCACAUGGACAUUUGCUUAAAAUACCCCACGUUUACCAACUCUGUAUCUGAAAAGUCAGCCAGUGGAAGGGUGUCAAGUAUCUGAGAGCUGAAAAGAGAUUAUACCUAGACUAGAGCAGCACCUAUAGUCUUGAAAAAUGAGGUCAUGGAGGAGGGAGAGACUUACCAAAGGUGUCACUGUCCCUUGAGUCUCCACCUGGCUAGGGUGGCUGCAUCUGGCUCAAUCUUUAAAUCCAUCUGUCCCUGACUCUUCCUGUGUUUCUGCCUUACUCUUGCUGCUGUACCACUGCAUUUAUUCCCUGAAAGAGGCUGAAAUGCCAGGCCUGAGGCUGCACUGUUUGCAAAUGGGUGCUGCUCUCAGAUAUGUGUGUGUGUGUUUGUGGAACAGCGGGGCUCUUGCUGUCGAUGCACCACUAGCCGACCCCUUUGGUGUGCGUCAGAGGGAGCAACAGCAGCCGAGGGCCACACUGAUUGAUUUGACUCAUCAAUUGUGGACUCUGUCCACUAGAGGACAUUGCCAGGGUUUGAGGGACCAAUGGGAUGCACUUAAUGCAGUACUCUUUAUGCCCACUUAAUUUUUCCCGGGCGCUGCAGUUUUUUUGACCCUAAUUUCUCCACUUUCAAUAAUAAGUUACCAUUUCUUUGCUUUGUUUGGGUUGGUAGGAACUGCCACACAAUCUAUUUAUUGUCCAUGUUUUUCAUUAGAUGAGACACUGCUGUUAUAGGUUUGCCCCUCCUCUAAGCGAACAGGUCCCUAUUUGGAUCAAUCUAGUGCGUGUGUUUGUGUAUGUGCUUGCAUUUUAGGUGUGUGUGUUCCACUUGAGGGUGAGUCGAAUGGCACUGUGUACAGAAUAAAUAUUGAUACAAAUGGAGCAUGAGGGGGAUUGAUUUACCAGGGUGAUGUCCGCACAGUGGAGCUGCAGAAAGCGAGGGCUUUAGUUCAGCAUUCAGCACUCGAGGAAGAGCAGGAUCAGCAUCAUUGGCCACACUUGGAAACAAAAGCAGCAUUGAAAGCAGACCUGUAGCUCUUCGCAGAAGUGGAUGCGAGGGUCAAGUGUGCGAGGACCUCUUAGGAAGAUGCCUAGGGCUAUGAGCCUGAUGCUGUGAGGAAGAAGAGAAAGGUGGAACCAUCUCGGCAGGGCCCAUGUGUGACCGAAAAAGCUCCAGGAGGCAUGGUGGGAAGCGGGAAUCUCGUUCUUCAGGAGAAUCUCGUUCUUCAGGAGGAUCAGUGGAGGGAGGAGGGGGAGGCAGUAGUGCUGGAGGAGCAGUGGAGGGUCCCACGCUCCUAGUGGACGUUAAGGAGUUUCUCGCUAAAGCCAAAGAAGAUUUCCUAAAGAAAUGGGAGAACCCAGCACAGAACACUGCAUCUCUGGACCAUUUUGAGAGGUUGAAGACUCUAGGCACUGGCUCGUUUGGACGAGUCAUGCUAGUCAAGCACAAAGAAUCAGGCCAGCAUUUUGCCAUGAAGAUCCUCGACAAACAGAAGGUGGUGAAACUGAAACAGAUAGAACACACGCUGAAUGAGAAACGCAUCCUGCAGGCUGUCAGCUUCCCAUUCCUUGUGCGAUUGGAGCACUCGUUCAAGGAUAAUACUAACCUGUAUAUGGUAAUGGAGUAUGUUCCUGGAGGAGAGAUGUUCUCUCACUUACGUAGAAUCGGCCGGUUCAGCGAGCCUCAUGCCCGAUUCUACGCCGCCCAGAUAGUUCUGACCUUUGAAUACCUUCACUCACUUGAUCUUAUCUACCGAGAUCUGAAGCCUGAAAACCUGCUCAUAGACCAGCAGGGCUACAUACAGGUAACAGAUUUUGGAUUUGCUAAACGUGUAAAGGGCAGGACCUGGACACUGUGUGGCACACCUGAGUACCUGGCGCCAGAAAUCAUCCUCAGUAAAGGUUAUAAUAAAGCAGUGGACUGGUGGGCUCUGGGAGUGCUGAUCUAUGAAAUGGCUGCCGGUUACCCUCCGUUCUUUGCCGACCAGCCCAUCCAGAUUUAUGAGAAGAUUGUUUCUGGGAAGGUACGCUUCCCCUCACAUUUUAGCUCUGACCUGAAGGACCUGCUGAGAAACCUGCUGCAGGUAGAUCUGACGAAGCGCUUCGGUAACCUCAAGAACGGCGUCAACGACAUCAAAGGCCACAAAUGGUUUGCAACCACCGACUGGAUCGCAAUCUACCAGAAGAAGGUGGAAGCCCCCUUCAUCCCUAAGUGCAAAGGCCCUGGCGACACCAGCAACUUUGACGACUACGAGGAAGAAGAAAUCCGGGUCUCUUUCACAGAGAAAUGUGGAAAGGAGUUCGCUGAAUUCUAGAAGCAGCAGCGGAGGAGAGGGAUGGAGAGAAAUUAGAUGUGGGGCAACACAGAGAAGAAAGCGUUUUCCAGGGUGGUGAUGGUGAUGGACUGGACUGAGCCUUAACCGGUAACAACAACAUAGAGCCCUCCCACACAGAUGGAGGGAGAAGAAGAACAAAGUCCUGAGAGAGACGCCAGCAGUGUUGCCUUUUCAGAUCCUUCGUCUCUUGUUACUUGUCCAUUUUCAUGUUUUCCCUCUUGUUUGGUAGCCAGGGUCCAUUGGGCAGAGAUUCGGUCACUUCUCUGUGGCUGGCUGGUAUGGGGAUAUUUGUGACUACUUCUUUUGUUUUUCCAGAGAUAUAGAGGUUACUUUCUGGUACUGAAUUUUGGCUUCUCCAGAGAAAAUUACCCAACUUAAUUGUUUUUUUUUUUUUUAAAUAGCAAAGGUGUCCUUGCUCUGUAGUUCUCCACCCUGCCACAUCAUGUUUACUUCCUGUGCACCUAUUGGCAUCCAGUACCAAAUCAAACCCACUUACAGCGUUCAAGAGAUCUGGCUUUUUGUUUGACACGUCACCCAUUUCUCACAUGGAUUUCAAGCAUCACACAACCAUCCUUCAAAUUUCUCAUUGCAUAUUAAUUUCCUACAGUGCUCUAGGAUCAGGCAGAAUCUGCCGCUUAGUAUAAAUAUUGUUGAUUUGGAUCAUCAUUCAUCAUUCUCUUGAUUAUUUAGUGUAUUUUAAGCCAGUGUUGCAAGUGGCCACUGAUAAGACCGUAACACUUCGUAAUAUUUUUAGAUCUGUAGCAUGUAAGCAUACUUGAAGCUCCAAAUCCAUUAUUUUACAGGUUUUCUCAGAUGGCUAUGAUUCGAAGAUACAUUUCCAGAGAUAAACCAACACAAAAUGGAAAUGCAGCUGGUUGUUUUUAUAAAAGAUGCUUUUAAAGGAAAACGUUAAAGAAGAGCAUUGUUUCUGUGUUUACACCGGGUUCCUGGUGGAUGUUGUUGUUGGGGUUUUUUUUAUUAUUCUUUUCAACCGUGUCGCCUUCUAGUGAUGUUUUAACUCUCUAAGGCUUCACUUAUCAAUCUCCAUUUCUGCUUCAAACAAGCUUGUUGUUCAUGUAGACUUCAUUGUGUGUUAUUAAGAUAUUGACCAGUCAGUUAAGCACCAUUUGGCCUGUUGAAAUAUCGUCCAACGAACUGAUCGAAAUUUGUUCGCAUUCUAUCUUGCUCUGUAACUUUGUAGAGUGCAAGACAAUCUAAAAGCAAACGUCCCCAUGUUGUUGUUGUUGUUGUUGUUGUUGUUGUUUUUUUUAGUUUGCAUAAGUUUGCAGUAAUGCGUAGUGUGUUGCAAAGAUUUUUUGCUAUGCUUGAAAAGUUUCGUGUUGAUGAAUAUUUAAUUCGAUUUUAAAGGUCAAGUGUAACUUCUGUGCCAAUGGUGGCACCAAAUUGAACCGCAGUCUGAGUAACAGAAAGGACAUAAUAUAUUAGAAUUGAUUAAAGUCAUAAUUUUUUUUUUUGCUGCUGUUAGUGGCACAGAAUUGACAUGCUUCACCUUUAAAACUGAGAUGCAGACCAUCGCUUAUAGCUCAGUCUUUCAGAUGUUCGUUAGGUGCCGAUUUCAAAAUCGAUUUUUGGUUUGUUUAGGUUUGUUAUUUCUGUUUGUUAUGAUGAGUGAUGUAACUUAAUUUUGCAAAACUACAGAUUGGUGCCAGGUUAAAAUUUGUAUUUCAAGCAACUUUUUUUAACAACGGAAAUAUCUAUUGGACACUGAAUGGUUGUGAUGCUAUUUAAAUUGCAGUAUAAGAUCAAAUUACUGUUCAUUUCCCUCUCGGGAAAUGUUAUGUCACUGUAGCCUGCCAGAUCCACAGCCAAAACGCACCAAAUUGGGUCCGUUUUUGAUCAUUCGGGUGCUGAUGUAGCUUUAAAACAUAGACGAGCAAAGGGCAGGAGUUUAUAUUUCACAAAACAUUAAGCUAGGUUUAGCUCUUCUCUCCCUCACACUUCAAUGCCUGGCGAUUGCUGGGAUAUUUGCUCGCCCCAUUUCUGGAGACUUUGUCAUAAAAUGGGUGUACAAACAGGAGAAACGACUCCAUCUCUUGGUUUGAAUAGCUAUAAAACAAAACAAUCAGUGUUUAAAGAAUGCGUCUGUACGUUUAGAUUACUGCGCUGGUCUUGUGACGCUAGAAGCAACGGGAGACUAUUCUCAACUGGUGCACCGAGUUAUAAUGAACAGGUUGGCUUUUGCAUGAGUUUUUUCCCUCAUCUUAGAGCUUGAUCGUGGAAGGGACUAUGGAAGGGUUCUGUUUAAAGCAACAGUGGGAUAUUAUGGCUCAAAUGCACCUUUCAUUACACCUAUUUUUGUCAGAGCAUGGAAAUAUGUGACAUUUUUGGCCGUAUUCAUAUGUCAUCCCUCUAUCUCUGGGUCCCGUCCCUUCCUUUCAAAUACAUGGGUGUCACACAUCCUUCAGUCUCCCACUCAUCUGUUCAUCAUUUACAUCAUCAGUCAUCUUUUUUUUGUGUGUGUGUGCGCAUCAGUCCAUGAUACAGUUUGCCUUUGUACACAUCCAGUUUCCUACACUCUUCGAUUUGCUUUUUAAAAAAAAAAAAUCAUGAAGAAAACAUUUGAUUUACUUUUGCAUAUUUUCUAAGUGUAUUUUCAGUAACAGGAGUCUCUUUCCUCUCGACAUGGGUAUGGUGAUGGUGUAGUCUAUUGUACCUUCUCGGGAAACAAUACUGUAUAUUCUCUGCCUUUAACAGUCUUAAUUAUUUUACCUUCUGGAGAAGCUGACGGAUACCCGUAGGACACAUCGAGUAUGUUUAAAAAAAAUACACAGAAUAAUAUUUUGCAACAUGUAUCAUUCCAAUAAAGUUUUAAAUGUUAAAAUUA
Molecule: messenger RNA, 5656 nt
Organism: Cyprinus carpio (common carp)
Lineage: Eukaryota; Metazoa; Chordata; Actinopteri; Cypriniformes; Cyprinidae
Gene: prkacaa
Product: protein kinase, cAMP-dependent, catalytic, alpha, genome duplicate a
Biological process (GO): peptidyl-serine phosphorylation
Cellular component (GO): cAMP-dependent protein kinase complex; nucleus
Molecular function (GO): protein kinase A regulatory subunit binding; ATP binding; cAMP-dependent protein kinase activity
Source: RefSeq, a predicted model, not a curated record